Messenger RNA from Polychytrium aggregatum, 429 nucleotides. RefSeq lists its product as uncharacterized. The coding region runs from base 1 to 429 and encodes 142 amino acids. Lineage: Eukaryota; Fungi; Chytridiomycota; Chytridiomycetes; Polychytriales. The record is from RefSeq and is a predicted model, not a curated record. The transcript has a single exon.
AUGAGUUCUGCCUUGAUGUACAUUUUCAUUAUCGCUACCAUCGCGGGUGUCCUGUUCUACCAGUCUUAUGCCCAGCAGGCGGCCACCACAACCGAAACGUUCUCGCCGCUGGCAGCGUGGGCUCCAGCGGCGCCUGCCCCGGAUGCCUCUGGUCCGGAUGCGGCCACCAUUCCUUCCAUCGACCAAGUCCAAUCUCAGGGCCUCCAAACCGGCGUCUCUACCGCUCUACUCGACCACCCCGACGACCCAGCCUUCCAGCAGAACUUUUUGUUCAACCAGUUCUCGUCCGGCAUCACUCUCAGCCAGCCCAAGAAGUGGAACAACAAUGACAUUCGCGGCUCGCUUCCCCCGCCCCAGAAUGUCGUCAGCCCGUGGCUCCAAAGUACUACCGAACCCGAUAUGCUCAGGAAGCGCCUUGAGGUGGUUUAG